CGAUCUCUCUACUUACCAAGUCCCUGGCGUGGUUCUACUACUAUUAUUACUGGUUAGCUCCCAAUCCUCACUACGGCCAUACCUGCUAUUUACCCUGCCUCGCCUCGCCUUCUUGCCUUCCACCGCCAUUCGCAUAUCCUUUCAUCAUCCCGCCCUCCAUCUUACAGCCGCUUCUUUCCUCUUCUCAGCCUUCAAUACAUCCUAAUUGCAUCUUUGAUUCGAUCCUCUCUUCUCUCACUCUCACCAACGCCUCCUUCUCUCCCCCUAGACUCAUCAGGGAGACUACCAAUCCAAUCCCUUCCUAAGAUUGCCUGGCACUUCACCGUCAUUGUUUUGCCACCGUUUGAUUAGCUGUCCCGGCAGAUUCCUCAACUGCCACAUAUUUGCGAUCCCAUCCUAGAUUCUCUACAGGAAAGCACUAUAGCUCAUCAUGUCGACCUUUUACUACGGCGGACAUCAUCAUCAACAACACCAAGUACAAAAUCCUCAUCCUAUGUCACAAUCACACAACCAUCAUGGUCGCUCUCGAAGAGGCCCCCGCAUGUCCGCAGCUCAACAGGGCUCCCAUCGACACUUUCGUGCGCCCAAGGCCCAGAAAGAGCUCGUAGCUGAAGCUCCGAGCUUGUCGGCUUAUCGGGCACGAUUCGAGGCCGGCCGGUCGUUCGACCUCGAUGAUGACCUCGAGUUCUGUCCCAAUCUCUUGACUCUUGACGAGGUUUGUGAUGGCACAUUCGAUUCUUUGUCCAUGACUGACAUGGCCAAGCGACAAUCUGUGACAUCUGGGUCUGACCGAUCCUCGCUGUCAAGCGGCUCCCCUGACUCUUCUCCUCUACAAUCCCAAAUACAACCUCACCAGAUCACACCAUCCUUGUCCGUUUCCUCAACUGCCGCAUCCUCUUACAUGUUGCCCCCGGGCUACAGCACAAACUCCCUCAAGAUCCACCAACCUUCGGCGAUCCGGACCUCCCGCACGAGUGCCAUCCCCAUCGUCAACCCCUCUACCGGUAUCCGCAUUGCCAGCCCACCAUCAUCAAUCUCUCCAGGUUUGAUGCAGCAGACCACAGCGGCCCGCCGUUGGUAAGCUGCGAUAGCUCCUGCUCGGGCUUUCCGUGCUCUAGCUCCCAGCGAAGCGUUGCUUGUGUCUUGAUUGCUCUUCCUUGGCUGAUAUUGUGAUGUGGUGCUUUGUCUUUUGCUCCCGGUGUACAGCACUUCCUUCUCCUCUCACGUUCUCACUCUGUAUAUAUCAGACUCUACGAUAUCUAACCUCUUUAUUGUUCAUCGAGCGAAAAGGCAUAGCGAUUUGACGAAUUUUACAUCACGAUACCAGCCACAUAUGAAAGAUAAGGAUAGGAUUGGAGUAUCAAGGCACACCAUGUUUCCAAAACGCUUAUCCAGAUUUUUAGCAAGGAGUUUUGAGCACACAGGCAAGAGACGAUGUUAGAAGGCGUUGUUAUUGUUGCAACGUCGUUCUACCUUUGAUAUCAGCACUGGGUGUUUUUGUUUGUUUUGCACAUUUGAAACGGUCAUGGUCACGUUGGGGGAGACGAGACAUACAGAUACCAGAUGGAUUUGUCAGGGUUCUGGUGGGGUUCUUGGUGGUAUCCAGGACGAAGUUUAUGCACAUCUCAUGACGGCUGGCUCUAAAAUGAAUCCAAAGUUUAUGGGAGGUUGAAGAUGGUUUGAUCCAGCGUUUGACGAUGGUCGAUGAUACCAUCCGCUCAUGAGGUGUAUUUCUAGCCAUAGAAGCAGAAAACGAUUGGUUCUUUAUAUGUUUUUA
Molecule: messenger RNA, 1777 nt
Organism: Exophiala mesophila
Lineage: Eukaryota; Fungi; Ascomycota; Eurotiomycetes; Chaetothyriales; Herpotrichiellaceae
Exons: 1
Coding region: 431-1081 (216 amino acids)
Source: RefSeq, a predicted model, not a curated record